AUGCUUCUCGUUAUCUCGCUGGCGCUGCUAUCGCAAUCCGCGUCGGCGUUCUUGUUCGGAUGCUGCGCUCCUCAAGUUCAGACUUCAUGUUGUGGCGGCACCAGUUGGGCGUAUGCGCCACCACAAAUUAUUGGAUAUGAACGAAUCCCAUUGUACGCCAAGGUGCCAGUUCCGCAACCAGCAUAUCCAAAUCCACCUCCACCACCACCACUACCACCAAUGCCAAUCUACACACCACCACCAACGACCUUGGCGCCUACGACAACAUCGUCUCGUCCAAGAAUCGUAUUUGUUUCAUUCUCACCGCCUAACUCCUAUGGUGCUCCACCUCCACUUGUCAUGUCUCAGCCGGCUGCUCCAGAGCCCGUUGUGGUCUCACAGCCAUCCUAUUCGGCGCCUCCACCGCCUCCGAUAGUGAUGUCACAGCCAGCAAUUCUAGGCGGACCUCCACAACCGAUAGUGGUCUCAUCGCGACCCGCCAUCGCCACAAUGAUACCGCUUCAAAAAUCGGGCAACGCCUUCGCAAACGAGCAAGACGCGAUCGUUCAAGCACCGCCAUCGUAUGGUUACGCGUCGGCACCACAACAGCCAAUGCAAAUUCUGCAAAAUGCCUAUCAGCAGCAGCAGGAGAUCGGACAGGUCGAAAAUGGUGUUGAAGUAUCGUUGAAUCAGGCUGAAUCGGCAAGCUAUGGCGCUGAUAAUAGUGUGGCAGGACCAUCACAAUACUCGAGAGCUCAAGCACAAGAAGUUGCGCAAACGGAAGUCCAGGGCGCUUACGACGCCAUCGGCAGUGCUCCGAGUGCGCGAAGACUGCGAAUGUUCAAAAACUAG
Molecule: messenger RNA, 831 nt
Organism: Caenorhabditis bovis
Lineage: Eukaryota; Metazoa; Nematoda; Chromadorea; Rhabditida; Rhabditidae
Source: the annotation of a GenBank genome assembly